Messenger RNA from Alosa alosa (allis shad), 2953 nucleotides. RefSeq names its product treacle ribosome biogenesis factor 1 (gene llcp). Lineage: Eukaryota; Metazoa; Chordata; Actinopteri; Clupeiformes; Clupeidae. The record is from RefSeq and is a predicted model, not a curated record. The transcript has 9 exons. Bases 82 to 2289 code for a protein of 735 amino acids.
GCAACAUGAUCGUACCAAUGUAGUUUCGGUUUUCACAGAAUAGAUCUGACAUUUCGGCCACAAUUUCUUAUUAUUUGAAAUAUGGCUUCUCUGGAUAAACCUGAUGUUAGUGACGCAUUGAUGAACUUAAUCUACCGGCAUCUGAAGGACAACGGUUACGAGAAAGCAGCCAACGUGCUCAAAAAGCAUAUUCCUAAGGGGGAAGAAGGUGUGGCAAGCACUUCCUUACGUGAUAUUUAUAACAAAUGGACCGCGGGGUCGCAGAGCGGAAGCAAGGCUGCUGAAGUUUCCAGCAGUAUAUCAAGUUCCAGUGACGAUGAGGAGACCCAGAGAUCAGUACCACUGGUAAAAACUUCCAAGACCAACACACCAGCAACUCCAGUCACUAACACAGAUGCGCAAACAGUUCCCUCUACUGCAUCACCAUCCCAUCCCAAAGGAAAGAGAGCCAGUAAGAAAGAUAGCAAGACACCUUCUAAGAAGAACACACAGGGCGCAGGGAAACCAGCAAAACGGAAGCAGAAGUCUGAUGCUCCAGCCCCUAAAGCCAAGCGGAGAAGGAAAGGCUCUGAACCAGAGGCAGCUUCCACAGUUUCCUCCAUUCCCACUGCUUCCACCACAGAUGCAGAUGGGUCGGACUCCGACAGCAGUCUGGAUGUGGAGAAAUGGAAGAAACUUGCCUUGGAACUGACGGAUGCUGAUAUUGCAAGGAUGGAAGCGAUCACCUCGGUAAACUCCAAGAGUCCAUCAAAUGGCAGAAAGACGCCCAGAAAGAAACCAGCAGCAAAGAUCUCAAAAACUACUGCCUUGGUGAAGAAGUCCCCUUCAAAACCCAGAGGUGCCCAGAAGAACUCCGCGUCAAAAGCAGUUAAAUCAAAGACAGUCAAGAGCCCAUCUGAUGACAAGAAGACAAAAAAUGUUCAAGAGGCCAGUAAGACAAAAACAAGUAAAACUAAGAAGGAUCCAUCAAAGUCUGCAAAGGUCAAGACUACUAAAGCCAUAUCGCAUAACGGUACUUCAGAAGCUAAGAUCACAGACACUGCCUCAGCUGACCAGAAUGGCAAGACCCCAAAAAAAUCACUGAAAGAAAAGAAUCUCAAGACCUCCUCUAAAGAAACAACAGCUACCAAUUCUUGUGACGUAGAAAAUGCAGUGACUGCCUUAGCUGAUCAAAGCACAAAGACAAAACCUCGUAAACAGAAGACUCCCAAGACCCCUUCUAAAGACAGUUCAACUACAACCUCAUUACCAGACAAGGCAUCUCCUUCUACCACAGAAACUGUAAAAACAAAUUCAAACAGCAACACAAUCAAUACAUCAGUUGAAAGUAGUACAACACCCUCAAAGGCUAAGAAACACAAGACACCCAACGCCUCUUCUAAAGAUAGUGCAGCAACUAAUUCAACAGAAGUUGAAAACACAGAGAAGACUUCAAAAGCUGGCAAACACAAGACUCCCAAGACCCCCUCAAAAGACAGUAAAGGCACAACCCCUCCAGAAGAUGGUACAGUGACAAAUUCUACUGUUGACAGCAAGACAGCACCUGUCUCAGUUGAGCAAAAUGGCAGUUCAUUUUCAACACCAGCUAAGACCUCCAAAAAAAGUAAAACUAAGAUUGCAGUUACAGAUAGUAAGAGCUCAGAUUCUACAGAAGGUCACAAUGCAGAUGCCCUUUUAAAGGAAAACAAAGAAACAGUCACACCAGCUGAAGAGAGUGCUAAUACCAGCAACACAAAACAUAAAAAGUCAAAGACUCAUAAGACCUCUUCUAAAGACAGUUCAACUAAAGAUUCCUUAGAAGUUCAAAAUACUGAGAUCCAACCGAAAGGCAAUGAACAUGUCAGUGCCCCCCAAGAAGACAGUGAGCCUCCAUCCUCUGAUCCUCCUGUGGAGAAGAAGAAGCACAAGAAAAGGAAAAAGGAGGAAGAGGUAGUUGUCGAGGAGCCUACAUCUCAAGAGGUCCCCUCAGAACCAAAGAAAAAGAAGAAGAAAAAGAAGACUAAGGAUGAAGCGGAAGAGAGGAGUGAAGAGCAAAGCCAACAGAGUGUUGCAGAAACAGAGCCACAACCUGCACUGGAGUCGCUGGUCACCGUGACAACUUUGGAACCCACAAUUGACAAAAAGAAAAAGAAAAAAAAGGACAAAGACAAGGAAAGAGAAAAGGAGGAAGUGACCUCAGUACCGUCGACCCCAUCAGCUCCACCUGAGGAGGAGUCCGUUCCUAAAAAGAAGAAAAAAAAGAAACUGCUGAGUAACCAGCCUCUCACAGAUCUACCUGAGCAGCCCUGAGCACCAGAUAGGUACCCCAGAGGAGAGGAGGACGGUGUCCUGCUGAGGCUGCCCCUUACUGAAGGCCAUCCGCUUUGGAGGGCGCCUCUUUGGAGGCCUUGGGGCUGUGAAGAAGCCUCAAGAUGCCCACCCGUCCACACAGACUGUCUUUUAAAAACAAAAGCAAAGGGACUCCCUUCGAAGAGAGAAGCAAAGAAGAAAGGAAGACAUGCUGUCUUUAUAGUUUUUUAUCAAACCCUUUUUAUAUAUUUUAAAUAUGUAGUUUUGUAAAUCCAGUUUUAUGUCUUUUAUUUUUGUGGCACCAAUUAAGGAUCAUGUGCAAUCAGGGAAAUACACCUGAAGUGUGACUUGGUGGUGAGAGCUGGAAAAGACAACUGACAGUCUAGCGCAGAUUAGACCAGAUCAGAAUAGUUUACAUCAGCCAUGCUAUAUAUCACAUUCUAGUAAUGGUCAGCGAAAUGCACAUACAUUGUGUCAGAAGGCAAUAGUUUUGAAGAUAACAGGACAGUAGAAAGAAAACAAAGUUGUGAAAUGUAUAUGUCAAACUUGUUACUUUGUGAAAAAGAGUGCCUGCUUGUUAGAUAAAUGCCAUUGUAUAAAAUCAAAUUAGUUUAAAAAAAAAAUAUUUUUACAUGUCAUGUUGCCGGUAGUUUUUUAAGGUUUU